Molecule: messenger RNA, 961 nt
Organism: Guyanagaster necrorhizus
Lineage: Eukaryota; Fungi; Basidiomycota; Agaricomycetes; Agaricales; Physalacriaceae
Exons: 4
Coding region: 163-732 (189 amino acids)
Source: RefSeq, a predicted model, not a curated record
UGGAGCGCCUAUCCGAUACCUACCGACGAGAAGAUAUCUUGCUCACGGUUCUAGGAAGCUGUCAAAGUCGGACACAUCAAUUAUCAGCUGAACUAGCUCGUCAGAGUGGAGGACCGAACGGUCCUGAGUAUCCAGUGGCCAAAAUGAUAGAAGGUGGCUGUAAUGUCAGGGACAUUACUGGUGGUGGUGGUGAGGCAGUGGCGGAGGGUACGAGUGGUCUGGCAUUGUCGUUGCCAUCCCCGAUGGGCUAACCGAUACCGUAUUGUCAUAUAUGGUAUUGGGAUGUUCAUCGCGACUGGCGCGAUGGUGCUGGGUCUCAUCGUCCCUCUUGCUGCGCAUGAAAUCCAGCCAGUCGUUGGGCUCGGUGAGUGGGUCAUGGUGUAUGGCACGCCAGAGCACCUCUCGUUCCUCCGACGCCUUCUUGUCGUCAUAGCGUUGCUUGCCGAGGAGCGUCAGAAGGAACCACCUGUCCCACUCACGAGCAUUAAGUGUUGGCGCAUCGUCUGGGGCCUCGCCGGGAACGUAGGAGUCGUCAUUCAGAAUCGAGAGCAUCGAAGGGGUGCAUGGGUGGUGCAUGGUUCGGUAAGCAACAUCACACCUCUCUCGCUCCGAGGUGUCGCCAAUGCUCUAUCCCUCCAAGCUACAACAUUCUCCAGGCCGAAAGUGCCUAUCUGCAAUGUGGCGAUCAGUGACAACUCCUCCGUAUACGCGAUCGUACUCACUAGGGUAUAGGUCCAAUCCCGGACCUCCGAUACUGGUGCCUCCGAGUCCUCAAUGCUGUGGGGUGAAUUCAUUGGAAGCUGACUUGGAAGCUGGCAAGUUGGUAUGGUCGUUGUACUAAUUUGAAAUGACCAGCCCUGAACCUGAAGACGCGCCUUUGUUUUCUUCUCAGACGCCUGGCAAACCACGACCAAUUUGGUAUAAAUCACUGCCUGGUGCAUGUACAACAAAAUUUCUCUGC